AUGGCUACCGCCGCAAUGGACUACGAGACCGCCGAUGGUGAUCGCUUCGAUGAUGACGGCCCACGUUACGAACGUGAUCAGCGCAGUGCCUCUCCUCGCGCCUCGCGUGAUGAUGGCCACGAUAGCCGCCGUCGCUCUGCCUCGCCCAAUGGCCAUGGCGACCGCACCAUGAAGGACGACAACAGCAGCCGGGACGAUGAUGGUGCCAUCAACCCUGGCUCCAACCUCUUCGUGACUGGCAUCCACCCCAAGCUGACUGAGCAGGAGGUUACUCGCCUCUUUGAAAAGUACGGCGAAGUGGAGAAGUGUCAAAUCAUGAGAGAUCCCCAUACCAAGGAGUCUCGCGGGUUCGGAUUCGUCAAGAUGGUUACAUCUGACCAAGCCGAUGCUGCCAAGGAUGGCCUCCAAGGUGAAGUCAUUGAGGGUCGAACCCUAAGCAUCGAGAAGGCCCGCCGUGCUAGGCCCCGAACUCCUACUCCUGGCAAGUACUUUGGCCCGCCGAAGCGAGAUGGUCCUGGUCCCCGUGGAGGCCGCUUCGACGAUCGCCCACGCCGAGGCGGAGGCUACGGUGGUGGUGGCUACGGAGGCGGUCGUGAUGACCCGUACCGAUACCGCGGCGGCGGUGGAGGCUACGGCCGCGACUAUGACCGUGGCUCCGACCGAGGCGCAGACCGAAGCUACCGUGAGGAUCGUGGCUACGACCGUGGCUACCGUGAGGACCGUGGCGGCUACAGAGGAGGUGGUGACGAGUACAGACGUGAUCGCGGUGACGAUGCCUACGCCGGUGGCCGCAUUGACCGAUACGCCGGCGGACGAGAAGACCGUGGUGAACGCUAUGCCGGCGGCCGUGGCGGUGAUGAUCGACGUGCCCCAGGCGGUUACGAUCGCGAGCGUGGUAGCUACGAACGUUCUGAGCGCGACGCCCCGCGCGCCCGUGAUCCCGCUCCUACUGGCUACGGCGAAUCCACAUCUCGACCGGACGCCCGCGAGACCUAUGGAGGUGCGCCUUAA
Molecule: messenger RNA, 1011 nt
Organism: Pseudomassariella vexata
Lineage: Eukaryota; Fungi; Ascomycota; Sordariomycetes; Amphisphaeriales; Pseudomassariaceae
Exons: 4
Coding region: 1-1011 (336 amino acids)
Molecular function (GO): RNA binding
Source: RefSeq, a predicted model, not a curated record